CAUAGCUAGCCUUACUAUCCAUUCAGGAAGACGCGGUUCUGAUUAGCUUAGCUGGCUAAAAAUCUUUAUAGUGCAAAAAUGGCGUCGGUCAACCCGUUUAAUCUCAGUGAUUCCGAGGAAGAGGCUGAACGGCGCCCCAAUGAAACAGUUGACACAGAGAGAAGCCCGAGUGACGGGGCACCGGGGCCGCCGCCAGGUAAUCCUUUCUCUCCGCCAGCGGACGCCGAGCCUCCAACGCUUCUGCUGUCUAGCAACCGGACGAGCCCCAGCGGUGAGGGCUCGGGCUCGGUCGCGGCCACCGCCGCUAUGGCAGGCACCGCCGAGACACGGAUAUCAGUGGAUGUUAUCGCCGCUCAGCUGUUACGGGACCAAUAUAUUCUCACGGCCCUGGAGUUUCACACAGAACUGUUGGAAGCAGGCAGAGAGCUCCCGAGGCUGAGGGAUUAUUUCUCUAACCCGGGCAACUUCGAGCGACAGAGCGGCACACCGCCUGCCAAGGACCAGGUACUCGGACCUGGAGGACCAUUGAACCGAGCCGGCAGCAUCAGCACCUUGGACUCUCUGGACUUCGCCCGUUACUCAGAUGACGGCAACCGAGAGUCGGACGAGCGGGUGGCAGUGCUGGAGUUUGAGCUACGGAAAGCAAAGGAGACCAUUCAGGCUCUGCGCGCCAACUUGACUCAGGCAGCAGAGAGCGAAGUGCCCUCUCAGGAGAGAAAAAACUUCAAGUCGAGUCCUGAAAUUCAGGAGCCUUUACGCCCACUGGAGAAAAGAGCCUUAAACUUCCUUGUGAAUGAAUAUUUAUUAAAAAACGAAUACAAACUCUCAUCCAUCACCUUCUCUGAUGAGAAUGACGAUCAGGACUUUGAGUUGUGGGAUGACGUCGGCCUCAACAUCCCAAAACCCCCCGACCUGUUACAGCUUUACAGGAACUGUGGUACCCCCCUCCCUUCUCCUCGGGAUACGGUUGAUGUUUCAGUAGGCGUGGAUUUCGGCGAUCUUCCAGGAAACUGCAUCGCCCAAGAUCCCCCAAAGAAGCCUGACCUCACACAUCAGCAACAGACAGAAGUCGUCCAAGAGUUGGAGUACCAGAUAAGCCUCCUCAACAAUGAGAAGCAGAGCCUUGCUGAGCAGAUCAAGAAGCUGCAGAGUGAGAUUCAAACACUAAAGAGGACUGUGUCCUCCCCACCUCCGGCCGCUCUGGACUUGGGCUCCCAGAAUACAUCCAAUCCUUCCUCUUCCACCACCGCCAUCACUUCCUCCACCGACCCUCCCUCUGUGCCUCCGACAGAUAACGGCCAGUAUCUGGACAUCCGGGGUGUUUCAGAGCCUGAAACUAAACCAGACCCCCCCUCUGCUCAGAGCAUAUCACAGCCUCACCCACAGUCCCACAAUAAGCUUAAGAGUCGGCCUCCUGUCCAGUUCGAUCAGCCCAACAGGAAGCUAUCCCCGGCCUUCCUGCAAGCCCUGCUGUCCUUCUGCAGAAUGUGCUCCGACAGCCGCCUGGGAGCAGAGGUGUCCCGCAUAGCAGACAGUGAGGAGAGCGUGAUGUUAAUGCUGGGCCGCUGCCUCCCUCACAUCGUCCCUAAUGUCCUCCUUGCUAAACGAGAGAGAAUGGUUGCACAUCUUUGCCAGGAGUUGAUCCCACUCAUCUUAUGUACUGCCUGCCUUCACCCAGAGCCUAAAGAGAGAGACCAGCUCCUCCACAUUCUCUUUAAUUUAAUCAAGAGACCAGAUGAUGAGCAAAGACAAAUGAUCUUGACAGGAUGUGUUGCAUUCGCGAGGCAUGUGGGUCCCACGCGUGUCGAGGCUGAGCUACUUCCUCAGUGCUGGGAACAGAUUAACCACAAAUAUCCAGAGAGGAGAUUGUUGGUGGCGGAGUCCUGUGGGGCCUUAGCACCAUACCUGCCUAAGGAGAUCCGUAGCUCCUUAGUGUUGUCCAUGUUGCAGCAGAUGCUCGCUGAGGAUAAGGCUGACAUGGUUAGAGAGGCUGUGGUCAAGAGUCUGGGUAUCAUCAUGGGUUACAUUGAUGACCCUGACAAGUACUCCCAGGGUUUUGAGCUGAUGCUGCUGUCACUGGGGGACCCAUCAGAGCGGGUGGUCAGUGCAGUCCAUCAGGUCUUCAUUCCUGCCUUUGCUGCCUGGACUACAGAGCUGGGCACCCUGCAAUCUGCACUCAUCCCUUCUCUGUUGGCACGUAUAGAGAAGCUACUUAUGCAAGGAGAACAUGGUCUGGAUGAACACAAGCUCCACGUGUUCCUUUCGGCCCUGCAGUCUCUCAUCCCUCCUCUGUUCGCCGUGGUGCUGCAGAACGCACCCUUCACCAGCAGAGCCAAGCUCAACGGAGACAUACCUGCAAUAGAGGUGACGCGGUUCCCCAGGCCAGCGUCGCCCCUCCAGGACGUGGCAACCAUCAUCGGCAGCAGGGAGAUGCUGAGUGCUCUGCUGCUGCUCUACGACCACCAGCUGGAGCAUGAGGGAACCACUGGCUGGGACAGCCUGCUAUGGGUGGUCAACCAACUCCUUCCGCAGCUCAUAGAGAUCGUGGGUCGUAUCAAUGUCACGUCAUCGACCUGCGUGCACGAGUUCUCACGCUUCUUCUGGAGGUUCUGUCGCACCUUCGGCAAGAUUUUUACCAACGCUAAGGUCAAACCACAGUUCCAAGAGAUCCUCCGACUAUCUGAGGAGAAUGUUGAUGUUACAGCAGGAAACGAUAUUCUCACCAAAGCCACAGUCCCUAUCUAUGCCACUGGAGUGCUGACUUGUUACAACCAGGACGAGGAUCGCAAGUUGUUGGUGGGUUUCCUGGAGGAUGUCAUGACAACACUGUCCCUGUCCCAUGCACCUCUGGACAGCUUAAAGGCUUCCUUUGUAGAGCUAGGUGCCAACCCAGUGUACCAUGAAUUGCUGCUCACUGUUCUGUGGUAUGGGGUCGUCCAUACCUCUGCACUGGUCCGGUGUACUGCAGCACGGAUGUUUGAGUUGGUUCUCCGAGGCAUGAGUGAAGCAUUAGUAGAUCGCCGUGCGGCUCCGGCCCUUAUAACUCUGUGCAGUGGGCCUGAAUUCUCAGUGAGGAUAUCCACUAUCCCUGCCUUUGGUACCAUCAUGGAGACCGUCACACAGAAAGAGCUGCUGGAGCGUGUAAAAAUGCAGCUGGCCUCAUUCCUGGAGGACCCGCAGUACCAAGAUCAGCACUCUUUGCACAUAGAGAUCAUCAGGACGUUUGGGAGGGUUGGACCUAACGCUGAGCCACGCUUUAGAGAUGAGUUCGUGUUGCCACAUCUUCACAAACUGGCGCUGGCUAACAACAGCCAGACAGUGGAGAGCAAGAGGAUUGAUAUCGCCACCCAGCUGUUUGAGGCCUACAGCGCCCUCUCCUGCUGCUUCAUUUCCGAGGAGGUGAUGGUCAACCACUUCCUGCCCGGCCUCAGGUGUCUCCGCGCCGACAUGGAACAACUCUCUCCUGAGCACGAGGUUAUUUUGAGCUCUAUGAUUAAGGAGUGUGAAAUCAAAGUGGAAAACAGAGGGAUGGCAGAUGCACAAGGCUCCAUGUCCAUCGCCUCCAGCUUGGUGGGUGAGGAUGCCAAGACGAAGUUUCUGAGCAAGAUGGGUCAGCUUACCACCUCUGGCGCCAUGCUGGCCAACGUCUUCCAGAGGAAGAAGUGAUCGCAGCACUGACUGAUGCGACUAACUGACGACCCCCUGCUGUCUUUGGGAGCAUUUCAUUCUACUGGGAAAAAAAAGCAUUGGUUCAGCUUAAAGUAAAAGGAAACCACACGAAUUGUUCAUUUUUUUAAGGAAUGAAGGUCUGCUGAAAGUUGUGUUGAUUUCAAAUCUCCAGGGCAGGCUGAGGUUUUCCCCUCCGCCCAUCCUCCUCUUAAUCCUUAAUCAUGACGAGAGUGUUGACGAUGACUGGGGAUUUGCUUUUUAUGAAUCAGUGUUGUUAACAUUGUCAUUUCAGUGAGAGGUGAGAGAGAGGAAGACACUGAGCAGUGUUGAGAUGCACCCAAAGUGAUGACAAGGGACUUGUUUCCUGGACGUUUCCGGACUUCACAGAAUUUAAUUUGAUUUCCGCGCAGUACUUCUUUUCUCGGAGGAGCUUCACUCGUCUCUAGGAAACAUGGACUCUGAGCACGUCCUGCUGGAUUUCAUUUAGAAUAUUAAGCGCCGUCUUGGAGCAAAGAGUUGUGCGAUCGCUGCAUUAACUUGCAUUUGUUACAGAAUAAUCAGACAGGAAGGCGACAAAACGGCUCCGUUAAGAAUGCCUUGUACGGUGUAUCUGUACGGCUCAGAAGUAUCGCAUACUUGAAGCUAUAAAAUAUUGUCUUGCCUUUAUUUCUUUCAAAGUCUGUCACUGGUUUUUGUUUUGACAGCUUCUAUUUUAUAACUUAUUUAUGUCUUAAUGAAAAAAAAACAACCUUAUUCCAACUUCCAAAGAAAUUUGCACUUCACUUUACUAUUUUGUUCUUUAUUAUAAAUAUAUAUAUAUAUAUGUUUUAAUUCAGAGUCUUAUACAUACUGAACGUUAUCACUACUGUUGAUGAAUUUCUUUUUUUGUUUAUCCGUUUUUGGCAAUGUGAAGUUGAUGAGAACACUGAUCAUAAUUAUUCCCUCUCUGUCCGUUGCAUCGUGUCUCUCUGUGUUGCAGUGUCUCUGAUAAUUGUACUUUUUUUUUUUCUAAAGUGGGUAUUUGGUUCUAUUUUUUGGUUGUCGUUCCUUUUCAAUAUGCUCUAAGAGAAACAGUAAAUAACUGUAUCAUACACUGAACUGAAGAGGAUGGUACCCAUUAUGUAUAUUUGAAAUCGGUGUCAUGGUGUAAUAAAAGAUGGAGAUGAGUUGUGUACUUAAAUACA
Epinephelus fuscoguttatus (brown-marbled grouper) is the source of this 4853-nucleotide messenger RNA. It is a transcript of the gene relch, whose product is annotated as RAB11 binding and LisH domain, coiled-coil and HEAT repeat containing. Lineage: Eukaryota; Metazoa; Chordata; Actinopteri; Perciformes; Serranidae. Gene Ontology annotation, molecular function: protein binding. The transcript has 31 exons. Gene Ontology annotation, cellular component: recycling endosome; trans-Golgi network. Gene Ontology annotation, biological process: intracellular cholesterol transport. The record is from RefSeq and is a predicted model, not a curated record. The coding region runs from base 79 to 3666 and encodes 1195 amino acids.